Molecule: messenger RNA, 1764 nt
Organism: Pyrus x bretschneideri (Chinese white pear)
Lineage: Eukaryota; Viridiplantae; Streptophyta; Magnoliopsida; Rosales; Rosaceae
Product: glucan endo-1,3-beta-glucosidase 12
Biological process (GO): carbohydrate metabolic process
Cellular component (GO): plasma membrane
Molecular function (GO): hydrolase activity, hydrolyzing O-glycosyl compounds
Source: RefSeq, a predicted model, not a curated record
CCCCCCACCUCCUCACUGUCACUCACUCCCUCUGCCGUACAAAAUUACAAAGAAAAGCCAGAAGAGGAAAAAAGAAGCUCUCCACCUUUCACAAUGUUCUGCUUCUCCAAGAACCAGAGCAUGGAACGCCAUGUCGUCGCCGUCCUGCUCCUCCUUUCUGUCUUUUCAUCUCUAGCUGAUGCGGCCUCAGUCGGAGUGAACUAUGGUAGAAUAGCCGACAACCUGCCGUCGGCGUACAAGGUGGUGCAGCUUCUGAAGUCACAAGGCUUGGAGCGGGUCAAGGUCUUCGACUCCGACCCGGCCGUGCUCCGUGCCCUAGCUGGAUCCGACAUCAAGGUCACAGUCGACCUGCCCAACGAGCUCCUCUCCUCCGCCGCCAAGUCUCAGUCUUUCGCUACCAACUGGGUCCAGCGAAACGUUGUCGCUUACCACCCCAACACCCAGAUCGAAGCUAUCGGUGUCGGCAAUGAGGUCUUCGUUGAUACCCACAACACCACCAAGUUCCUCAUCUCCGCUAUGAAAAACAUCCACACCGCCCUCGUCCACUUCAACCUUGAGUCCUCCAUCAAGGUCUCCUCCCCCAUUGCCCUCAGCGCCCUGCAAAACUCCUACCCAUCUUCCGCCGGCUCAUUCCGACCUGAACUCGUUGAACCCGUUUUCAAGCCCAUGCUAGAGUUCCUUCGUCAAACUGGGUCCUAUCUCAUGGUCAACUGCUACCCCUACUUCGCGUACGAGUCAAACUCUGACGUCACCCUGGACUAUGCCCUCUUUCGUGAAAACCCUGGAGUCGUCGACGCCGGCAACGGCCUCCGUUACUUCAACCUCUUCGACGCCCAGAUCGACGCCGUUUUCGCCGCCAUGUCGGCGUUGAAGUACGACGACAUCAACAUGGUUGUGUCGGAAACGGGCUGGCCGUCCAAAGGCGACUCGGUUGAAGUAGGCGCGAGUGUGGAGAACGCAGCGGCCUACAACGGCAACCUCGUCCGUCGGAUAUUGACCGGCGGGGGGACCCCCUUGAGGCCGAAAGCAGAUCUGACCGUAUAUCUCUUCGCUCUAUUCAACGAGGACAAGAAAUUCGGUCCCACAUCAGAGAGAAACUACGGGCUCUUCUUCCCCAACGAACGGAAGGUGUACGACAUACCGUUUACCGUCGAAGGACUAAAGAACUACCACGACCGCCGGUCGCCGGUAUCCGGAAACCAGCAUGUGACUGCUCCGGUCAACGGGGGAGGGGACAUGUCGAAGAGCUUGAACGGGAACACGUGGUGCGUGGCGAAUGGGGAGACCGGGAAGGAGAAGCUGCAGGCGGGACUAGACUACGCUUGCGGUGAGGGCGGGGCGGACUGCCAUCAGAUCCAGCCGGGGUCCGCGUGUUAUGAUCCUAACACCCUGGAGGCCCACGCCUCAUACGCUUUCAACAGUUACUACCAAAAGAAGGCACGUGGAGUCGGCACGUGCUAUUUUGGCGGGGCGGCCUACGUUGUCUCGCAACCACCCAAGUUUGGGAAAUGUGAGCUGCCGACUGGGUACGGAAACUGAAGAAUGCAAAAGGAAAAGAAGAUGGGGGUGUGGUUAGCAAUUUUGUGGCAAAGGGGGGUUUGCUUAGUAGCCUAAUUUUGCUUUGCUACUUGUUAAUUUCUGUUUUAGGGCUAUUAACCUAACUAUUAUGUUCAUAAUUAUAUACUUAGUAGUUUCUGGUUUAAUUCCUAUAGCGUUGUACCUCGAGGAUCUUGAUUAAUUAAAUCUACCAUAUCUAUUAUUUUU